This is a messenger RNA of Diabrotica balteata, 1410 nucleotides long. The record is from the annotation of a GenBank genome assembly. Lineage: Eukaryota; Metazoa; Arthropoda; Insecta; Coleoptera; Chrysomelidae.
AUUCAAGUGCGACCGAGUGAAUUAUUAGUAAAAAGUUUUGUUGAAUUUUUAUUUUGCUACUUUUUGUACUUAAAACAUUUUAAAUCAGCAAGUAUAAAACAUGGAUUUUUUUCCACACAUAUUUCGAGACCACUUUUGGGCACUCAACUGUCCUGGGCGUGGAGCAGAUCCCGGAAAUCUAGUGGAAAAUAUUACAGAAGAUAUCUUAAAUUCCAUCGCAAUAGCCAAAGCAAUGUUCUGUCCGGAAUAUGACAACAGCAAUCAAGAUGUGAAUAAGAAUUCUGAAGUGCAACAACCUAGUUCCUCUGUGACGAUUGACAAAAAUAAUUACGAAACCAAUCUCGUGGAAAAUAUUACAGAAGAUGUCUUAAACUCCAUCGCAAUAGCUAAAGCGAUGAUCUGUCCAGAAUAUGAGAACAAUAUUCAAGAGGUAAAUAAGAAUUCUGAAGGGCAACAACCUAGUUGCUCUGUUACGAUUGAAAAAAAUAAUUACAAAAACAAUCUAGCGGAAAAUAUUACAGAAGAUGUCUUAAAUUGCAUUGCAAUAGCUAAAGCAAUGUUCUCUCCAGAAUAUGACAACAAUCCAGACGUGAAUAGGAAUUCUGAAGUGCAACAAUCUAGUUCUUCUGUUACAAUUGACAAAAGUAAUCACGAAAACAAUCUAGUGGAAAAUAUUACAGAUGUCUUAAAUUCCAUCGCAAUAGCCAAAGCAAUGUUCUGUCCAGAAUAUGAUAACAACAAUAAAGAUGUGAAUGUGAAUUCUGAAGUGCAACAACCUAGUUGCUCUGUUACAAGUGACAAAAGUAAUCAUGAAAACAAUCUAGUGGAAAAUAUUACAGAAGAUGUCUUAAAUUCCAUCGCAAUAGCCAAAGCAAUGUUCUUUCCAGAAGAUGACAACAACAAUAAAGAUGUGAAUGUGAAUUCUGAAGUGCAACAUCAUAGUUCCUCUGUUACUGUUGACAAAAAUAAAUUUGAAGCCAACUUUGAUGUACAGCAUUUUAAACCUGAAGAAAUCACUGUCAAGGUAAAUGAUGAUAAAUCAGUUACUAUAGAAGCCAAACAUGAAGAAAAACCAGAAGAGUAUGGUGCAAUUUAUAGACAUUUAAUCAGAAAGUAUGUAUUGCCAGACAACUGUGACAUUGAGAGGGUAGAAUCAAGAUUAUCCAGUGAUGGAGUAUUGACAAUCACUGCAGCUAUAAUCAAUGAAAAUUUAGGGGAACAACGAACUAUCCCAAUUACACAGACAGGAGUGCCAGUUCCAUCUCAAGUAAACUCAACAUAAGAAGUGAAAGAGAAAAUAAUAAAUAAAGAUGUAAUAGAAAAUUAGAUUAAAGUUAUAUACAUUUUAUAUCUAUUUUUAAAGUUAUUAUAAAUGUAGUUAUAUUUUAUAAAUAAAUUGUAUUUGAAUUA